AUUGACGGGGAAGUUUUUAAAGUGAGAUGCAUCAUUGAGCCAAAAGGAGAGUGGCGUCUAAGCGUUGUCGAAUGUGUUUCACCAAAUGGAAUUGCGGUACCGAUUGUGCCUAUGUGCGACGAAAGGAUAGUUGAUGGUCGCAUAUAUCAAUGCAAAAAGCAUGUUAACGGUAGCGUUGAUUUUCUACAAAGAGACGACACCAAAAUUCCGUGUGAUGGUCAUCCAUACGGUUCAUUGUGGAAAGAGGACUCGCUACAAUUUGGUUGUGGUAAGGGAGGUAUGAAAGACUUCAUGGGUUGCAUCACAUCAUCAGGCAUGUUCAUUCCAAGUGGAGAGGUGAAAUGGGUGGAUGGUGUCCAGAUCGAAUGUAUGAGGCAUGCUAACGGUACCAUAAUGAUGAAUGUCCUCGAUAGACUCACUAGAACGACGUGCAAAGAUAAUAGAGGAAAGGAGAGAAAUGAAGGUAACCUCUUAGUCACUUUAGCUACUGUCCUGAUUAUUGCGCCUGUACAAGAACUUGUUUGGAAAACAGGUACAACAUGGAAUAAAGAAUUACUACAGUAUAGAUGUGGCAAAGGAGGUGUGAUAGAGUUGAUGGGUUGUAUCACAACUUCUGGACAGCUGAUUCCAAUUGGUACAGUGAAGUCUGUAAGUUCAUGA
Messenger RNA from Angiostrongylus costaricensis, 660 nucleotides. The record is from the annotation of a GenBank genome assembly. NCBI's taxonomy places the organism in Eukaryota, Metazoa, Nematoda, Chromadorea, Rhabditida, Metastrongylidae.